UCACAACACAUGUAUAAAACCGAAUGAGUUUGCCUAAAUCCACACAAACAUACAACCAAUCCAAUUUCUUGUCCGUCAAGUGGGACGCAAACAGCCUAUUGUAGGCUAGCUACUGGGACCUUGAGUUAAAGCUCAUGUGCUGUCAGCUUAUAUUUUGAAGUACUGUUGAAGGAUUUUGUGGAACAGUAAAGUAGUAGAUAGCGGAGAGACAUCGGAUACCGUCCCACCGUUUCGAAACAAUCGCGAUGGGCUGGUCUUGGGCUGUUGCCUGCUCGUUAGCAUUCGUGCUGAUCUUCGUGCGCUCGGAGUCUGAAGUAACAGUCUUACAUUCACGUGUCUCAGAGAGUUUCGAGUACCCUGAUAUGCUUCAGCGACCUUCGGAGUUGUGGGAAAUGUGGGAACCCAUAGAGUUUCCUGACAUGCUGCAAAGAGAGGUCCUUCCUAAUCCUGAUCUGAUCCGAGCGCUCAUGGAGAAAGAAGAAUCCAGAGCAGUUGUGGCACAGAUUGAAGUCACCCCCAACCUAGAUUCUGACCGUAAUCCCCAAGGCCAGGCGUUGCGGCCUCGCUCUUUCGGGCCUCGCUCUUUCGGGCCUCCUUCACACGACGAUCCUUUGCUACAGAUUCCAUUCCCUCCAGCCCAGCCGUCUGUCGACAACCUCCAAGCCAUCUGUUUCCAGGACAACCGUCGUCCGCGGUACCCCCCCAGCUCCCUCCCCCAGAGCGGCUUUGGUUACCUGCAUCGGCAAGCGGACGCCAUCAACCGUGUAGAGUCGUGGUACAACGAGUGUUGCCAGGGGAACGAGACCCAGGAGCAGGAAGCGAAGCUGUGCUGUGUCAAACAGGCGUGGGAGGAGAACCUGAAGCAGUACUGUGAGGAGGAGUUCUCCAUCAAGACGAGCCAUUACCCUUGCUGCAAGAAGAAUGGGGAAGAACGUCUCAGCUGUUUCCGUGGCGAUGCCCCAAACCCCAGCUACCAGGAUGUAGAGACACUCUUCCAAACAGAACCUGGGUUCACCUUUGACCCCAACACCUGUCAGAGGUACGCAGAGAAGAAAGAAGCCUCCAGAGUUGUGCCGCAGACAAACAUGACCAUGGACCCAGAAACCGACGGUAACCCCCAAGGUCGUCCGAUGUUGCAUCUUCCACGUUCGCUCGUUCUGUUCCCCCCCGCCCAGCCGUCGGCCCACAACCUCAGGGCCAUCUGUUUCCUAGGAAAUCGUCGCCCUAGAUACCCUGCCCUCUCCUCUACUGGCUUGGGACACUUGGUAGAAGCAGGAAACGCCAUCAACCGCAUGGAGUCGUGGUACAACAAGUGUUGCCAGGGUAACGAGACCCAGGAGCAGGAUGUGACGCUGUGCUGUGUCAGACAGGCGUGGGAAAAGACCCUGAAGCAGUACUGUGAGGAGAAUUCCAUCGUCCAGAGAAAACAGCCCCCCUGCUGCAUGAAGAAGGGUGAAGAACGUCUCAGCUGUUUCCGUGGCGAUGCCCCAAACCCCACCUACCAGGAUGUAGAGACACUCUUCCAAACAGAACCUGUGUUCACCUUUGACCCCAACACCUGUCAGAGGUCUGUGCUGGCCCCCCGCAGCAUCAAGGACAAGAGGGACAGAGAGCUGCUCCGGGCUACAACACAAGCAGCUGACAUCAACUUCCCUCCAGGACGACCCUCCGCCGACAACAUCCAGUCAGUCUGCCGCUUUGGCAAGCUCCGCCCCCUCUACCUGCCCAGGUGCCUCCCAAGCACAGGUUAUGGUUGGCUGGCCCGCCAAUCGAAGGCUGUCAAUCGCCUGGAAAAAGGGUUCAAGCAUUGCUGCAAGGGGAAGAAGGAUGUGCUCCCCUGUGCUGACGGGAAGUGGCGUGAGGUAAUGGACAAGUUCUGUGAGGAAGAGGGCCAGUCCUCUGGUUUCUCCUGUUGUGAGAUGGUUCAGGGAGACGCUCGAUACGGCUGUUUCUCUGGCCGGGCCCCGCACCCAGGCUACGGCAGGGAGCUGCACUCCCCCCAGUCUGCCCUGCAGGAACCCACCCUCGGACACAUCUGUGACACUCACAAGAUCGCCAAGAAGAAGGUUGGGUUUCCUGUGCAGACCCUAGUAAAUCGAUGCUGCACCCUACCUGACAACCAGAGAACUACAUGCGUGCAGGAGAAGCUUGCAACCAUGUCAAAAAGCCUGUGUUCAUCAGCGAAGCCCUCAUCCUCUCACCGCUGCUGCUCCUCUGGGUCCCAAGACCCGCCCUUCAGCUGCUUCUCUGGGCUGAUCAUGGAUGCCGUCACCCAGGCAACUAGGUCCCCACGUCUCAGGAAGAGGAAGUGUCCACUCUCUUGAGUUGGCAGUAGGUCAAUAGGGGACAGGCAUGGCUGGAGUAAGAUGUCAUCCUUAAUAUCCAAUGCAGUCCACCAUGUUAUUCUUGUCUAGUUGGGGUCUUUCCCCUCUAGUGACAUACUUAUAAAGAAGCCAGUAUUACUGUUAGAAGCUAAAUAUUUUAAACAAUGAGAAGGAUUAAGAGAGAUACUGUUUUAAAUAGAUUCCUUUUAACAAAUCCACAUGCUUUUAUAUCUUCCUACGACCUCUUUUGUACACGCAUUCAUGUUUUAAUUUAGUUUAAAUCUGCAUAGGUUUUCUAUAGGGCGGAGCUGCAAAUUCAGUUAGUCUUUUAAACAAGAUUAUCUUCAGCAUUUCCAAUAAAUUUAUAUUUUCAAAUGGU
Messenger RNA from Osmerus eperlanus (European smelt), 2703 nucleotides. RefSeq names its product extracellular matrix protein 1-like. Lineage: Eukaryota; Metazoa; Chordata; Actinopteri; Osmeriformes; Osmeridae. The record is from RefSeq and is a predicted model, not a curated record. Gene Ontology annotation, biological process: signal transduction; regulation of bone mineralization. Bases 246 to 2324 code for a protein of 692 amino acids. The transcript is spliced from 12 exons. Gene Ontology annotation, cellular component: extracellular region.